UUUUUAACUCCAUUUGGAAACAGGAUUUGGAAUAAGCUCUUCCCUCUUUUUUCUCUCUCUUUGAUGCUUUUCCAAGGAUCAGGCAGCCUGAAAGAAAAAGUUGUGACAGAUUUAGAAAAUGGCAACAACAAAAAAAAAAUCCAGAGGGAAGACAGACAGAGCUUUGCCCUGAAGGUUCCUGAGGAAGAAACAAGAGACAGAUAAAGAGGCAGGGGUAAUCUGAAGAGAGGGAGGGAUGAGCGCAGCUGUUGUGUGAGGAGAAAAUAUAGAUAAAGAAAGUGAGAAGGUGCACAAGUGUGAAGGGCGAAGGAGAGGAGACUGACAACACAGCCAAGGCUGGAAAGAAUAAGGGAGCGUCAGCAAAUGAACUAAUCAGGUUGGAGACAAAAGGCAAACAGGACACCUGACAUCAAUAAAAUAAAACAACAGUGAAAAUGGAAAUGCAGCAAGACAGGAGGGAAAGACUUCCUCUGAAGUGAAAGGAAAAAGAAAACAGGAGCCGUGUUUGACGCAAAGAAGAGGAGACGAUUCCCUCAUCAUGUUUUAUUCAGCUGGUUUCCCAAAUUCAAACAACCUGCGCCGGAAGAGCAACUUCGUCCCAGGAUAGAAUGAAGAGAGGAGCAAAGAGAUACCUGCCGAGUCUGUGAUACCCUCCUGCUCCUCCUUUUCCUCCUCUCCUCCUUCCUUUCUUUCAAUUUACAUCCAGCUUUAGAUUCACUAACUUCCUCCUCCUCUGCCCUCAUAUCUCCUCUCCUCUCCACCUCCUCACUAUGUGGAUACCAGCUUUGCUCCUAUGGAUUCUUAAUAUCAGCAAUUUGUGCUCAGGACAAGACUAUACGGACUAUUACCAAACUGGAGACAUGGGCACCGAGGCUCCAGCAUUGUCAGAUGACCAGGCCAGUUUGGAGUCAGUGACGAGUGUGGAUCAGCUAUUACAGCUUCUAUACCCCGAAUACAAUUUGCUUCAGCACUGCCUGACGAAGAAAUCAUGGCACGCCUCCUCUUCCCCCUCUUUUCCUCCCUCCUUGGCGAACCCUUUAGUCCACUCUAACAAUGAGGACCUGUGGGGUCAGCCGAGGGAGGAGGCUCUUUUCAAAAUGGACAGGACUUUGGGAGUCAUCUUAGAGGAGAUCCAGCGGACCUCAUGCCAGCCCCGAGAGGUGUGUGUUGAGGUCGCCAAAGAAUACCCAGAAUCCACCAGUCAGUUCUACCUCCCUCGAUGUGUGGCGCUGCAUCGGUGCGGAGGGUGCUGCACCAACGAGGCCUAUUACUGCACGAACACAAGUCACACGCUCGUCAACAAGACAUUGAUGGAACUGUCCCCGCCCAGGAUGGAUCGCUCCGUCGUCAUGGUAUCCUUCGUCAACCACACUUCGUGCGAAUGCCUCUCCAAGCGGCCGCUCCACUCCAUCAUAAGACGAGCUGCAUCAGAUCACCUGUGUUCCCCACCCGAAGUUCCCUGUGCUUCCGGGUCAUUAUGGGAUCCAAUGAACUGUGUGUGUGUCUCUACAGACGCCUUAAACUACUCUGAGAGAGAAACAGAGGCGCUGGACUCAGGUCUGCUGGCUCUCUGUGGGCCCAACAGGAUUCUCCACGAGUCCACCUGCGAGUGCGUUUGUCGGAAUGGACUCACCGAGGACAGCUGCGAUCCAGGCUGGAAACUGGACCACAACACCUGUGAAUGCCAGUGUGAAGGCCAAGGUGAGGGCAAGUGGUGCCCCACUGGCCAGCGGUGGGACAAGGAGCUGUGUGGCUGCGUGUGUGCUGCAGAGUGUCCCGGGAAUCAGCCCCUGAACCCCGACACCUGCCUGUGUCAGUGCAGAGAGAGUCCACAGUCGUGUCUGCGGCAGGGCAAAAGGUUCAACCCCGACUCCUGCAGUUGUUACAGGUUGCCUUGCAGAAAGCCCAGACGUGUGUGCCAGGCUGGUUUUUACUACAGCCACCAAGUCUGCCAGUGCAUUCCCAACUACAUGAGGCCUGAGUGGAAAUAAACCAAUCACAGACAGGAGGAGAAAGACUGCAGGUGAAGACAUUUAUUGCCUGUAAACAUGAGGCUAGAAAGUGUUUGGCCUGAAAACAAAGGGACAAGAAGAAGGACGUGCGUCUUGACAGGAGGACAGGAAGGUGGAACCACACAUAGACAUGUACUGGAUUACGACAGCAGCACAUGGGGUAAUUUUAUUAUUUCUCUCUGUGCUCCGAUACUCUCUGCAAGAGGAUGGGAGUGCUUCCCAGUGAAACAAAAAGGCCCAAACAACCACCCAUAGGCAGCAAAACUCAUAAAAGUGGAGUAAUUUCAGCCCAAGAGAAAAUGAAGAGAGAUAUUUGACUCUCUGGGACCCUAAUAACUCCAAUCACACAUGCCUAAAAGCAUGACAGCAAGGCGGGAUGGACCAAUCAGCAGACUCUAAACCAGCGUUCAUCCCCGCCACAACGUGUUUGAGCAAGAUAUUCAACCAGCGGCCUGCUGCAGAGACACCACUCAUGACUGUGUGAAAUGGAAAGUGGAAUUUAUAAUAACAGACCAGAACUCCAUGCUUCUAUAUAUUUUUUUUUUUUUAGAUUAAAUAAGCUGUAGGCACUUUGGCAGUCUUGAGUCGUGAGAUGUUUGAGAGGUUGAAGGAUUUAUUUUUGCAGAAAUCAUGUAAUGUGAUGUUGCCAGGGCCUUAUAUUCCUUUCAUUUCUUUUAGCAGAGGUGGAAACGGUGACAUGUUUCGGUGGUCUAUUCAGAGCACCGGAGGAUGUUUCCAACACCAGAUCUGAAUUUUGGCGACUAUACUGAAAGGGAUGGAGCGAAGCUCUUGUUGCAGCUAGUUUAAUCUUCGUCUCAUGUUUUAUAAAAGGGAAGAGGUUCAAUGCCAGACCCUGUUUGAUUGAACGCUAAUUUAAAACGCUCCCAAAGAGCUAUUAUAUCCUCCAGUUUCUACUUGCCUCUAACCGUGGCGCUGCUCUUUGAAGAUUUCACUCACAUGUGGCUAAAAGUGAUCACAAUUGAUGGUAACACUUGGGUCUCUGGAUCGUCUGGUAAUUUAACUUUACACACUCUAAGUAAUAUUAUUUGUAAAUAUUUAAAUCUUUGUCAUAUUUAAAACUGAUAUUUUGAAGACAGAAUCGUGUGUAGUUGUAAAAUACUGUAUUUAAGUCACAAUCAUUACUAUUGUUUUGCAUUAAAACAAUUCACAUGCCUUUGUACUGGGUUUGAAUUAUUAUGGAGAAUUUGAAUUAUGUUUUUGUCCAAAUUGUCCAUUUUGCCUGCACUGCAAGAUUCUUUUUAACAGUUCAUUUAGGCUAUACCAUACAGCUUUAAGAAAAACAGUGAUUUUAGGGCACACUAAAUACAUUAAAUGUUAGGAUGAGUUAUUGCAGGGUAGAGGUGAUUGUAGUUUGUGCUGUAUGGAUGUAGAGAAAAACUGCAAUUCUGCUACUACUACUAAAUAUUUAAAGUAGUUUUGAAGUAUUGAUUAAAAGCCUUGUCAGACAA
Messenger RNA from Perca fluviatilis (European perch), 3481 nucleotides. Its product is annotated as vascular endothelial growth factor C-like. The record is from RefSeq and is a predicted model, not a curated record. Gene Ontology annotation, biological process: response to hypoxia; sprouting angiogenesis; positive regulation of mast cell chemotaxis. The transcript is spliced from 8 exons. NCBI's taxonomy places the organism in Eukaryota, Metazoa, Chordata, Actinopteri, Perciformes, Percidae. Gene Ontology annotation, cellular component: membrane. Bases 771 to 1991 code for a protein of 406 amino acids. Gene Ontology annotation, molecular function: vascular endothelial growth factor receptor 3 binding; chemoattractant activity; growth factor activity.